Messenger RNA from Nomascus leucogenys (northern white-cheeked gibbon), 1980 nucleotides. Its product is annotated as creatine kinase U-type, mitochondrial. Gene Ontology annotation, cellular component: mitochondrion. NCBI's taxonomy places the organism in Eukaryota, Metazoa, Chordata, Mammalia, Primates, Hylobatidae. Gene Ontology annotation, biological process: phosphocreatine biosynthetic process. The record is from RefSeq and is a predicted model, not a curated record. Gene Ontology annotation, molecular function: creatine kinase activity.
UUUUACGAGGAGAGAGAGCAGGAGAGGGGACCACGAGGAAGGCAGAGAUUCCCUGACGACCUCAUGCCCUUGUACACCACUUGCCUUUACUCUCCAGAUUAAACAGCAUUAGGGAGCCAAGAGAGGAAACACGUGUUGUGUCUGGAGACCUGUGCCUGCCUGUUCCAGUCCCACACCCAGUCAUCUCACCACACCCUUCACCUCACUUUACCUUCUCCUCCAGCACAGGAACUAGGAACUACGGAGAGAGAAGCCAAGGGAGAGGAGGAAGAGGAAACUAACGAUUCCCCGCCCAACCCCAGCCCCACAUCCAGCACCACCAACAGGUGGGCAAGCUUGCCGAGAAAACGCAGAGGGCAUCCGGUGAGCAGCAAACACAUCUGAGCCUGGAAAAGACCCAGAGAAGUAAAAGAUCAAAGUCUGGUUGGCACCGGCUCCCAUUCCGGCUCCAGCCUCCAAUCCGACCCCCAUUUCGGCUGCAGCCUCGGACCUAGCUCGGGCCCUCAGUCCAUCCGGUUGCAUCCUCCCUCCCUGUUCCGGAUCUUAUCUUGCGCCAGCGCCUACUCCAGGAUCCCGUAGCUAGACCUCAAGCCAUGGCUGGUCCCUUCUCCCGUCUGCUGUCCGCCCGCCCGGGACUCAGGCUCCUGGCUUUGGCCGGAGCGGGGUCUCUAGCCGCUGGGUUUCUGCUCCGACCGGAACCUGUACGAGCGGCCAGUGAACGACGGAGGCUGUAUCCCCCGAGCGCUGAGUACCCAGACCUCCGAAAGCACAACAACUGCAUGGCCAGUCACCUGACCCCAGCAGUCUAUGCACGGCUCUGCGACAAGACCACACCCACUGGUUGGACGCUAGAUCAGUGUAUCCAGACUGGCGUGGACAACCCUGGCCACCCCUUCAUCAAGACUGUGGGCAUGGUGGCUGGAGAUGAGGAGACCUAUGAGGUAUUUGCUGACCUGUUUGACCCUGUGAUCCAAGAGCGACACAAUGGAUAUGACCCCCGGACAAUGAAGCACACCACGGAUCUGGAUGCCAGUAAAAUCCGUUCUGGCUACUUUGAUGAGAGGUAUGUAUUGUCCUCUAGAGUCAGAACUGGCCGAAGCAUCCGAGGACUCAGUCUGCCUCCAGCUUGCACUCGAGCAGAGCGGCGAGAGGUGGAACGUGUUGUGGUGGAUGCACUGAGUGGCCUGAAGGGUGACCUGGCUGGACGUUACUAUAGGCUCAGUGAGAUGACAGAGGCUGAACAGCAGCAGCUUAUUGAUGACCACUUUCUGUUUGAUAAGCCUGUGUCCCCAUUGCUGACUGCAGCAGGAAUGGCUCGAGACUGGCCAGAUGCUCGUGGAAUUUGGCACAACAAUGAGAAGAGCUUCCUGAUCUGGGUGAAUGAGGAGGAUCAUACACGGGUGAUCUCCAUGGAGAAGGGUGGCAACAUGAAGAGAGUGUUUGAAAGAUUCUGCCGAGGCCUCAAAGAGGUGGAGAGACUUAUCCAAGAACGUGGCUGGGAGUUCAUGUGGAAUGAGCGUUUGGGAUACAUCUUGACCUGUCCAUCUAACCUGGGCACUGGACUUCGGGCAGGAGUGCACAUCAAACUGCCCCUGCUAAGCAAAGAUAGCCGCUUCCCAAAGAUCCUGGAGAACCUAAGACUCCAAAAGCGUGGUACUGGAGGAGUGGACACUGCUGCCACAGGCGGUGUCUUUGAUAUUUCUAAUUUGGACCGACUAGGCAAAUCAGAGGUGGAGCUGGUGCAACUGGUCAUUGAUGGAGUAAACUAUUUGAUUGAUUGUGAACGGCGUCUGGAGAGAGGCCAGGAUAUCCGCAUCCCCACACCUGUCAUCCACACCAAGCAUUAACUCCCCAUCGCCAGCUGAUGACUCAAGAUUCCCAGGAGUUCUGCUCAUUCUAAUGAUGGCCCAUUCUACUUGCUCUGGACCUGCUCCCGCAUCCCCUGCCUCCAUCCUAGUAAAGACUCCUUGCUAUGCUGCA